This is a messenger RNA of Pecten maximus, 1060 nucleotides long. RefSeq lists its product as uncharacterized. Gene Ontology annotation, cellular component: nucleus. The record is from RefSeq and is a predicted model, not a curated record. NCBI's taxonomy places the organism in Eukaryota, Metazoa, Mollusca, Bivalvia, Pectinida, Pectinidae. The transcript is spliced from 3 exons. The coding region runs from base 237 to 1001 and encodes 254 amino acids.
GCCCGGUUGUUCAAAACUAUCGUUAAGCUAACGACAUCGUUAACUUUAACGAGUCGUUAGCUUCUUAAUCUGCGUUAGUUAACGACUGUGUUAAAUGUUGUUGUUCAAACAUAUUUAACGCUGUCGUUAACUAACGCAAAAUGUUAAUCACUUAACAAGAAAAGUUAACACUAGCGACAGGUAGUUUCGCACUUUUUCCCACAAUCCACUUGGAUUCUGUGGCUGAAGAUACCAAGAUGGCUGCAAAGCAGAGGGAAAGAAAACCAAAUUUUACAAGCUCUGAGAGCAACUUGAUUAGUAGCAGGGCUACAGAGAUGCUGGACACCAUCAGAGGCAGGCACUCUAAUGAUCUUUCUAAUACCAUGAAGCAGGACUUCUGGAAAUGUUUAACAGAAGAAGUGAAUGCCCUGGGGGUAGCCUGCAGGUCAGAAGAUGAAGUUAGGAACCGCUGGCGGAACAUGUCUCGCAGUGCGAAAGAGAAAUUCACAAACCAUCGCCUGGUGCGACAGAAGACUGGAGGAGGGCCUCCCCCAGCUGCGUUGAGCGUAGCUGAGGAGCAGAUAGUUGAUGCCAUGCAGGACACGGCAGCUUACAUUGGAGUCCCUGGUGGACAGGAGUCUGCUGUUACACAGCUUGAUGCUGGUAACAGCAGUACAUGUACAGUAGAGAAGUCCUGGGAUGAUGCCAUCAGGAGGAUUGCUGGACAACCUCCUGAGCAGUUAUUUGCUGAUGAUGCAGAGGAUGAUGCAGCAGUAACACCAGUGGCAGGACCAUCCUCUGCAUCAUCAACACAGGGACAGAAAAGAUGCCAAGAUGUGCAGGCCACAAAAACAUUUCCAUCGAAGAAGAAAAAGACGGCAGAAGAUGUGUAUUCUAUCCAGUAUGCCUACUUUGAGAGGGAGAUGGUAAAGACUGAGUUGCAGAUCCAGCUGUUGCAGAAACUGCUGGAUGCUGAAACUCAUCAAGACACUGUUAGUCUUCUAGCUGCUUUGUCUCAUUAGCACAAGCUUAUGACACAAAACAGCUAGUCGAACUAUCAAUCUUGUUUUAAUGUUGUAGU